Thyridium curvatum is the source of this 1134-nucleotide messenger RNA. RefSeq lists its product as uncharacterized. Lineage: Eukaryota; Fungi; Ascomycota; Sordariomycetes; Thyridiales; Thyridiaceae. Bases 1 to 1134 code for a protein of 377 amino acids. The transcript has a single exon. The record is from RefSeq and is a predicted model, not a curated record.
AUGUCAGCAGAAAGAAGUGUCCCGAAUCGGGAGCCUACAACUCCUCAAGGCGUCUCUGCUCGCUUUGUUGGAUUAAACACGCCCCCUAAACCACGAGCACCCAGUGGCCAACAUACAUGCCAAGGUUUGUACUGGACCCAGGAUGGAAAAGCACCACCGAAGGUUGCAUUCAUAGCAACCCAUUAUAACGCAGACUUCUCGGAGCAUUAUCUUUCUGGGCAUCUUGCCGCGCAUGGUUUCGGAUUUCUUGGGUGGAACACCAGAUAUAGGGGCCUAGAAGACCUCUUUAUCUUGGAACCAGCAUUAGAUGAUAUUGCUGUGGGAUGUCGUUGGCUUAAAGAAGUUGCUGGUGUCCAAAAGCUUAUUCUUCUUGGCAAUUCGGGGGGUGGCUCUCUCAUGGCCGCUUACCAUGCCAAGUCGCGAGAGGUCGAAUCAUAUCCCAAAGCCGAUGCUUUCGUUUUCCUCAGCGCUCAUACGGGGCGACCUGAGGUUCUUCGCGAUUGGCUGGAUCCCGCUGUCAUCGAUGAAGAUGACCCGGUCAAGACCGACCCCAGCCUGGACAUGUAUAACCCCGCGAAUGGACCACCAUACUCUCCAGAAUUCGUCAAGCGUUAUCGAGCUGCUCAGGUACAGAGGCACAACCGCAUUGAUGAGUGGGUGAAGAAAGAACUGAAACGCCUUAAUGCGGCCGGCAUCCCGGACCGGAUCUUCCCCAUUCAUCGGACGAUGGCAGAUCUCAGAUUCGUGGAUGGGUCAAUCGAGCCUUCAGAUAGGCCAGUUCCUGCCUGCUACUUUGGCGACCCGGCAGAAUCGAAUCGCGGCAUUGGCCUCGCAGGUCGCUCCAGCUCUUUACUGACUUGGCUGUCUUUGUGGAGCAUGCAAGACUCCAAGAUACAGUUUAAGACCUUUGCAGCUCAGUGGAAGGUCCCGUCGAUCGUGAUUCAGGGCAAGGCUGAUGUUGGUGUAUUUACCUCGAAUGCUGGCAAUAUCUUCGAAAGUCUUGAGACCGAAGAUAAGGAAGUGCACCUUAUCCCCGGGGGGCAUUAUUUUGACGACAGUAAGGAAACUUUUGAUGAGAUGCUUAAUUUGAUCCUUAACUGGGUCGAAAAGCGAUUUCCAAGCUCGAAGGCAUAA